Messenger RNA from Solanum stenotomum, 1460 nucleotides. RefSeq names its product cytosolic sulfotransferase 5-like. Gene Ontology annotation, molecular function: sulfotransferase activity. The record is from RefSeq and is a predicted model, not a curated record. The transcript is spliced from 2 exons. The coding region runs from base 145 to 1152 and encodes 335 amino acids. Gene Ontology annotation, cellular component: cytoplasm. NCBI's taxonomy places the organism in Eukaryota, Viridiplantae, Streptophyta, Magnoliopsida, Solanales, Solanaceae. Gene Ontology annotation, biological process: sulfation.
AAAUGCAAGAUGUCAUAGAUCUCUUAUUGCAUCACAUUAACAAUUACGUUAAGUAAUGUAAAUAUUUUUUACACUCCUCCUUCCCCUAUAUAUAGACGCACAUAUCAUUUGGUUAAUUAAACUAUAUGAACUACCACUGUUUUUAUGAAUUCCAUUCCUAAAAUGAGUGAGAAAAAAUCAUCACCAAUAGUGAAUAAUGAAGAAAUAGAGAGAAUUAUACAACAACUGCCCAAAAAUGAUUAUUUAUGGAAUAAAUCUCUUUAUCAGUGGGAAGGAUUUUGGUCCAAUCUUGCCAUUAUAAAGGCAGCCCAGGCCUUCAAGGCAACCUUCAAAUCAGAACCUAAUGAUAUUCUCUUGGCAUCUUCCAUGAAAACAGGUUCAACAUGGCUCAAGGCCAUAUGUGUAUCCAUCAUGCAAGGUGGUAAAGAGGAAGAAGAAGAUCUUUUAGUUAAGGAUAAUCCUCAUUUUCAUGUUCCAACAAUAGAGGCCAUGGAUUAUUAUUCAAAAACUCCAACACAUGAUCUAUACACAAUGCCCUCUCCAAGAUUAUUUCACACACAUUUACCUUAUAGGGUUAUGCCAGAUUCAAUAAAAAAUUCUGAUAAUUGCAAGAUUAUAUACAUAACAAGAAAUCCUAAAGAUACCUUGAUUUCUAUGUGGCAUUUCUUUAACUAUAAUCAUAAGUGUUUAGAAGAUCUCUCUCCUUUAGAAGAAGUUGUGGAGUACUUUUGCAAUGGGGUUCAUCAAUAUGGACCAUUUUUUGAACAUGUUCUUGAAUAUUGGGAAGAAAGUAAAAAAAGGCCUCAAAAAAUGUUAUUCUUGAAGUAUGAAGACUUGAAGAUAGACCCUAAGAAAGAGGUAGCAAAAAUAGCCUUGUUUCUUGGAAAACCUUUUGGUAAUGAAGAAGAUUUGGAGAUAGUUUUGAAGAAGUGUAGCUUGGAGAGGCUUAAGAAUUUGGAGGUUAAUAAGAGUGGAUCAAUCUUCUCUACUGUCCACAAUAAUGCAUUUUUCAGAAAAGGAAUUGUUGGGGAUUGGAAGAAUCACAUGACACCUGAAAUGGAAGAGCAACUUGACAAGAUUACCAAGUUGAAGCUUCAAGGGAGUGGCCUUGAAUUUGAUACUUAUAAACAAGAAGUAUUGAAAACACCGUGAACUACUUGAAGUGAAUUAUUAGUUUCAUUCUUGAAUUAUUGAUAGUCUUAAAAACAUCAUCUAUUUGGCUAACUCAACGUAGAUACACCUCGAUCUGCGACAUAGCAUAGCAAGUCGUCUCAAACUCUUGUACGAGCAUGAAACUCUUAAUAAAAAGCCGAGGUGUAUUUAAGUUCAGUUAGUCAAAUAAUGGGUAUAAAGUUGUUAAAAUUUAGAAACGAAAAUAAUAAUUCAUGUCGUCAAAUUUAGGAAUGUACUUUAAUAAGCUUUUCUAUUACUUUAUCCGAAUGAGUAAUAAGUUAGGGUUG